This is a messenger RNA of Malus domestica (apple), 918 nucleotides long. RefSeq lists its product as uncharacterized. The record is from RefSeq and is a predicted model, not a curated record. Lineage: Eukaryota; Viridiplantae; Streptophyta; Magnoliopsida; Rosales; Rosaceae.
GGAUAGCGGGUCGACUCAUCAUCCUUGAAAUUUCCCCCAAAAUUGGACGGACAAUUAGGGGUGGGAGAUAAUUUCUGAGAAACCUUCAGAGCCAAGGCACAGAAAGAAGAGAGAGAGAGAGAGAGCCAGAGAUCUUCCUCUCUCUCUAACAUUCUGAUCGGUUUCCUUCUAGAGAGAGAGAGAGAAGGCAAUUCGCAUGGAUCAGAUUUUGAACAAGGCGGGAUCCUACUGGUUCAACCAGAAGGCCACCAAGGAGCUCGGCUCCGUCGGUGAUGACCUCAACUCAUUGCAAAACAGUGUCGAAGGAGGAGCCAAAUGGUUGGUUAAUAAAUUCAAAGGGAAAAUGCAAAAGCCGUUGCCUGAGCUUCUAAAGGAUUUUGACAUGGCAAUAGGAAUCUUUCCUCGUGAUGCUACCAACUAUGAGUUUAAUGAGGAGACUGGGAAAAUUACUGUCUACAUACCGACAGUCUGUGAAGUGGGCUACAGAGAUUCGACUGUUUUACGUUUUUUCACCAUUGUAACUGGAUAUUUGAAGAAAGGAAGGCUAGAAGAUAUACAGGGGAUGAAGACAAAGGUGCUUAUAUGGGUAAAUGUGUCAUGCAUCACAUCGGAGGGAUCGAAGCUCCAUUUCACAGCUGGGUUGAAGAGAACCAGGAGUAGAGAGGCUUAUGAGGUUCAAAGAGACGGAAUUACUGUCGAGAAGUUUUAACAAGGGUCAGAAUGCUCAUCGGUUUUUAUUGUGUAAUUUAGUUUGUAGAGCUUUUGGACAAUUUGGCUUGUACGAAUUCGGGCUUAAUCAACUCUUGUUUGUUUCCUGUGGACUUCGAACGGUUUGAUGCAGUUAUCCAUGGUUGUAGAAAUUUACUGUGUUUUAUGUAUCAAAUUGGGCAUUUUGCUUCCAACAUAUCGACUUUUGAA